Molecule: messenger RNA, 2310 nt
Organism: Aspergillus ochraceoroseus IBT 24754
Lineage: Eukaryota; Fungi; Ascomycota; Eurotiomycetes; Eurotiales; Aspergillaceae
Product: putative LPXTG-motif cell wall anchor domain protein
Exons: 4
Coding region: 1-2310 (769 amino acids)
Source: RefSeq, a predicted model, not a curated record
AUGGAACCAUCGAGCCCCACGACGAUACAACCUGGUCCUCUGCGUUCCCGGGUCGCCAUCGAAAAGGAUCCUCCUCGUGACACGGGUAGGACUGACGCGCUACCAGCUCCAUCCACAACCACCCGGCGGCCUCCUUCUUUGUCGUCUUCCCUUUCCUCGCCAUCGCGGCUUCAUCCCCCCUCUGGACCGGUGCUCCCUCGCUUGCCCCAGAGUCGCUUCAGUUUUGAGUACCAGUAUCCCCUUCGCAACAACCUCGACCGGCCCUUGUUGUAUGACAGACCGCAUCGAUUGUCCCCCGUGGAAAUCCCUCCGCCAUCGUCUCCCCUGGACGCCGGCUCAACUGUCUGCGGAAAGUCCACAUUAUACUCCCAACAAGCACCCCCGGAUGGGAAGAGGAGAAUGCCGUCGUCCACCGCGACUUUCAUUCAAGGCCGAACGCGCACCGACAACCCCCAGAGCGCCCGAAAAGGGGCGGAAAUCUCCAUCGCCGAUGAGUCCAGAGCCAAGAGUGAGGACAUCUUUUUGAAUAUCGCUAGAUCGGACUCGGGCCGUCGCGAAUCCCUGGGCCGAUCAGACCUUAGACGCUCGCGACUGAGGAUGUCCGGUAAUGGAUUCCGUUCUUCCACCUCGCGUGUUCCUGACCAAACCCCGUCGUCGCCCGAACAACUAGUACGCGUGAAUACCGAUGACAGCCCCUUGCAUCAUUCGCAACCCGAUCCGCCGUCCGUUCCCUUGGCUUCGGCACCGUACUCUUAUUCAGCUUCGGCGCAUGCGCUGCCCAAUUUCGCCUCCAGUACGCGCUCCGUCGUGGGGUUGCCUCGCAGUAGUCGAUUGAGUCGCACCGGUCCCGAGCACGAAACAACCCCCGAGCGCCGGUCGUCUCGCCAUUCCACGCUUUCGACGAUUCGCAGUAGCCGACAGGUCUCUGGCGCCGAGGCCACGGAGCGGGCGCGCGGCGAGCCCGACCGAGCCCGACCGGAUGGAACCGAAUCAACUCUCUCGACCGCGGCGCCUUCGACGGUGUGGGAUGAGCUCGAGGACCUCAAGUCCCGCAUUAAAAAAUUAGAAUUGACCGGAAAGCUGCCGCCCUCCUCCCAAGAAGCCAUCAUCCCGUCAGCUGCCGGAGAGCGACCGCGAACCGCCACGACCACAGUGACCACCAUGUCCUCCUCCUCGCCCCGCCAUCGCCGGACCAGCGUUUCGGUCGAGUCCGAUACGAUUACAGCCCCGAGUCCAAUCGUCCCCCUGCUACAAUCCGCGCUGGGGAAGGCAAAGGGUCUGGCUAGCAAGGAAGUCUACACGGCUCUGGAAGCGACGGCGACAGAUGCCAUCGCGCUCUCCAGUCUGUUGGGGACCGGCCACCCCCCCUCGGGCGGCGUCUCGAUGGUGAAUGGAUUCGGUUCGACCGAGAGGCAAUCGCGACGCAAGGCCGAGAGUCUGUGCCUUGCCUUGUCGGACGAGCCGCAUCUCCACCAGCAGCAGGCCUCUGGCGAUGAUGCGACGCUCCGAAUGUCGACCAGUGGCACGGACGAAGGCACCGUGACUCCGGGGGGGUCCUAUCGGUGCAGUAUCAAUCCGGAGCCGGACGCCAUGGUGCGGAGGCCGAGCGCUCCUCGCGCCCUGAGUCGCCUCGAAGCGCGGCGUGCGAGUCUGGCAACCCCCGGGGACCAUGCUUCGAAGAAUAGCGACGCCCUCGCAGACCCCCCAAGGACGUUGUCGCCAGAGAAACCCGCCGCGACGAGCAGACUCAGUCGACUGUCGGUUUCGUUGCGCACUAAGCGAUUGCUGCCAGACGAUGAUGAGCCCGCCGAACCAGCGCGCAGUCCGCAGGCCGCCCGGUCGAUCUCGCGACGGAUGACGGACAUUGGCGGGGUCUCGUCGGCACAACGUCCACCACCACCCACCCGAUCAAGGCCGUCGCAGUCGAUCUUCUAUCCCCCGACCCAGGCGUCCCAGCCCCGAACCCCAACCCCGGCUGCGCAAUCCGGGAUCCCACUUCGUCGAAGUAUGAUGACCACGUCUCUCUACACGCCGGCGACGUCUCGCGCCAACAUUCUGGCGGGAUCGCGGCGGUACGCCCCAUCCUCGGCCACGGCGGAAGUCCUCAGCGAGGAUCCGCCGCCCUCCCCUCGGCAGCCGGUUUCGCAGACCAAGAUCGUUGCGCCGUCGACCAAACUCGCCGCCAGCUACACUCCUAUUUCGCAGAACCGCCUGAGAACGAACAGCCUGGGGGCGCGGAGGUUUGGCAUGAGGCAGCGCCCGAUCGCCACGGCGGGCAAUAGCAAAUCUUUUGACAACAGCAUUGAUUGA